AUGAACGGCGGACCGUCAGCCAACGAGCUACCUCUCCCCACCAACGCGAGCCACGUGCAUGGGUCCCUCUCCGAUCUCCUUCCAUCCCAUUUCACCACCGAGAUAACAGCAUGGCUGGCAGAGGAUACACCCUCAUUCGAUUACGGCGGAUUUGUGGUGGGAUCUGCUCCACGCACAGCUCAGCUGCUGUGCAAGUCGCCAGGCAUCCUUGCUGGGGUGCCCUUUUUCGACGAGGUAUUUCGCCAGCUAGACUGCCAGGUUGAGUGGCACGUCAAUGAAGGAGCAUACAUUGAUACCGUUGCUAAAGAGGGAAAAGUCCGCGUUGCUACUGUCAGUGGCCCUACAAGGAAACUGCUUCUCGGGGAAAGAGUUGCUCUCAAUACACUUGCCAGGUGCAGCGGUGUUGCCACCAAGAGCAGGCGCUUGCUAGACAUGGUAAGAGAGGCUGGCUACACUGGCAUCAUAGCUGGCACAAGAAAGACAACGCCUGGAUUCCGCUUGGUCGAGAAAUAUGGAAUGCUUGUCGGCGGCAUCGACGGACACAGGCACGACCUUAGCAGCAUGAUCAUGCUCAAAGAUAAUCACAUCUGGGCCAAAGGGAGCAUCACCAACGCUGUCAAGGCGGCUCGAUCUGUUGGAGGUUUUGCUUUGAAGAUCGAAGUCGAAUGCCAGAGCGAGGCCGAAGCCGACGAAGCUAUCGAGGCAGGUGCUGAUAUCGUCAUGCUUGACAACUUCGAUGGCGCCGGCCUAAAAGUUGCCGCACAAAGCCUCAAGCAGAGGUGGAAGGGUAAGAGGGAGGUCUUGCUGGAGAGCAGCGGAGGCCUGACUGAGCACAAUGUCAAGGAGUACAUCAACAAUGAUAUCGAUAUCAUCUCUACCAGCUCGGUCCACCAGGGCGUCUCGCAUGUUGACUUCUCCCUCAAGAUCGAUCACUAG
Messenger RNA from Cyphellophora europaea CBS 101466, 936 nucleotides. Its product is annotated as nicotinate-nucleotide diphosphorylase (carboxylating). Bases 1 to 936 code for a protein of 311 amino acids. The transcript has 2 exons. Gene Ontology annotation, molecular function: nicotinate-nucleotide diphosphorylase (carboxylating) activity. Lineage: Eukaryota; Fungi; Ascomycota; Eurotiomycetes; Chaetothyriales; Cyphellophoraceae. The record is from RefSeq and is a predicted model, not a curated record. Gene Ontology annotation, biological process: NAD+ biosynthetic process; quinolinate catabolic process. Gene Ontology annotation, cellular component: cytoplasm.